UUUUAUACGAAUUUUCAGUUUCAAAAUCCCAUUUACGCUAAUGGUAAAAAAAAUUCCUUAGUUACAACAUGUUUUUUUUUUUUUUUUUGAGAAUUUACUUAAAAAAAUAGCAAUUCUUAAAGAGUAAUUGUGAGUUUGCAACGAGUCUAUUGAGCUAAUUCCCUGUGGUUGCACUAAUCUGUAUUUGUUGUUAGUUCAAAGUGAUGGGAUUUUAGUUUUUCACUGACCAAAACCAAGUGGGGGCUCAUUGUAUUUUGCUCGUUUCAUCACAAAAAUCCAAACAUUCUCCCUUCCAAGUCCCCAAACUCGCCUUUUGAUGUGACUGCGAUGUGUUUUCUUGCCUUUGUUCUACAAUCUGUGUUGUUUCAGCUGUCUCAGGCCGCUUUCCUGGGCAGCAGCGACCUCAGUAAUAUUCCCAUCCUUUCAUAGAAUUCAGGGAACGGCAAAAAACAACAACACUCAUGCUUGAAAACAGAGACACUUGGCUGUAAAGACUUUAACAACUUAUGCUGCAAACAUGGAGGGGUCCAGCGACAGGCUCUUCUGCUGCAGAUGGGUGCGCCGCAGCGUUCCCGAGGCUCACCGGGAAGAGCUGUACCACAUCCUGAGGAUGACGGGGCCUCUGCUGCUUUCUCGGAUCCUCAAUUACCUGCUUCCGUUUGUGGUGACAAUGUUCUGUGGUCGUCUGGGAAAUGAAGUGAUGGCCGGAUAUGGCUUAGCUUCUGCAACCAUUAAUGUCACCACUGCAGCGACAGGAUACGGGCUGGGACUGGCAUGUGAUACUCUGGUCUCUCAGACAUUCGGAGGAAAGAACCUGUUGCAAGUGGGAGUGAUCCUUCAGAGGAGCGUCAUCAUCCUGCUGCUGUUCUGUCUGCCCUGUUGGGGGCUGCUCAUUAAUGCUCAGGCCAUCCUGUUAUGUUUAGGCCAGGACCCCGACGUGGCCAGAAUUGCCCAGUUUUACAUCACUGCCUUCCUUCCUGCAGUCCCAGCGAUGUUUCUGCAUAAUCUUCAAGUGUCGUACCUCCAAAAUCAGGGAAUCAUUCUGCCACAAAUGUACACCGCCGCUUUGGGAAACGUAGCAAACAUCAUCACAAACUACAUCCUCAUAUACUGGCUGGAUCUUGGUGUGGGUGGAUCUGCUGCAGCAAACACACUGUCCCAGAUUUACAUCUGUGCGUUUCUCUUCCUUUACAUUUGGUGGAGGAAGAUCCACGUGAAAACAUGGGGAGGCUGGUCUGUGGAAUCGCUGCAGGAAUGGGGCUCCUACAUGAAGCUGGCUGUUCCCAGCACAUUAAUGAAAUGCUUCGAGUGGUGGGUUUAUGAGUUUGGAGGGUUCUUUGCAGGAAUGAUGAGUGAAGAUGAGCUGGCUGCCCAACAUGCUGUUAUUAUGGUGUCUUUCAUAACCUACAUGUUCCCGCUUGGUAUUCAAGCGGCGGCGUGCGCUCGGGUGGGGAAUGCUCUCGGGGCAGGAGACAACACAGGGGCCCUUCUAACCAGCAGGGUGGCUCUCUCUCUUGCAGGCAGCAUUGCGGUCGUUGAAGGCCUGGUGCUCGGCUCCACCAAGACAGUGAUUGGUUUUAUUUUCACUGCAGAUGAGAGGAUCAUACACCUGGUGUCUCAGUUGAUGACUGCGUACUGCUUCCUACAGUUCUUUGACGGUCUUGUGUGUGUGUGCACCGGCAUCUUCCUGGGAGCAGGCAAACAGAAGAUACCAGCUGUGGCUAAUUUCAUCGGAUACUACUGCCUGGGGCUUUCUCUGAGCAUUACUUUGAUGUUUGCUGCAAAACUCAGAAUUUUAGGAUUCUGGGUGGGACUGCUGGUUUGUGUCAUUUUUCAAUCCACUUUCUACAUUGUCGUCAUCUUCAGGUUGAAUUGGGAGAAAAUUGCAGUCGAGGCAGUGAAAAGAGCGCAGAAAACGACUUUAAGCGCGGCUGAUAUGUCCGACACGGAGGGCAUUGCAGUUUACAACAGGAGAUCGAUGGACGUCUACAUGCCUGUUAAUACAGACUAUCGUGAUGGGAGUGCAGAGACUGAUGGGGAACACGAGGUCCAGCAGCAGAAAGGCAAUCGUCUCUCCACCUCCCAGCUGAUCCUCAGGCGAGGCCUCACUGCUUUAGCAGCUCUGGCUCUUCUCGCUGUGGGACUCAGCGUCCAUUUCCUCGUGGCUUUGCCAAAAGACAUUUCUUCUAAGAGAAACCGCACUAUGGACUGGCUCAAUACAACUUACACAGAUCAAAUUUUCCCCACAGCUACGGAUCACAACAAAGGACCAAAGUGAGUCACAGACGGCAAGAACGUUUGAUUUUAUUGUUUCAAGUACACCCUGGCUGUCGAACACUCUUUAGCUCGACUCACCUCUCUUUGUGGCUGUGAUACAAACAUGAGCACAGCCACAGGACAAUGUGCUUUCAGAGAAACAUCUCAAUAGUUGAUCUUUCGGCGUGCUCCGCCUCCAGCUCGUAUGCGCCUCCUGCCCUGCUUUAGUGCUGCAGUGCAAACCUUCACCUCGUGUUGAGCACUAAGAAGUCGCUACACGGAGUACGAAAGCCUCAAAGUCAUGUGACUAAAUUAGUGAUAAGCAGAUUUAAAAUGAUUCCAACAGCCAGGAUGAAUAACAUGACAGCCAAAGCUAAGCCUCUGCGCAGAACCAGAUUCCUGAAGUCGAGUUGAUCCUUUACAACAACCGGAAGAGUGUCUGUGUCUUCCAGCUGGGUGGUGUCAGGGGGGCAGCUGUAGAUCUCUGCAUCCUCUGGUUCAGGACCUGGACAUGAAUAAAUAAACAUAAGAGAGGAUACUAACAGAAAACAAAAUAUUUAUUUCACCAAGACUGCAUUGAAAUCUAAAAAAAUAUAUAUACAUAUUUUUAACAUAUUUGUCAAAAUGACCCAUUUAAGUGUGGAAAAUGGGUCAGUUUAGACCCGAACACAAUACGAGGGUUAAGUAACAGCAUCACGACAACAUUUCUUCUUGAACUGCCAGUUUUAACUUCUCCUGAAGAACUUUGUUUGAUACUUAAAUGGUUUGUUAAAUGUGGUAUUAUUUAAUAAAACAGAAAUAAAUACUGUUAAUCCUGAUCCUUUCUGCUCAAGAGUUCAACUAAAAGUCCAGUUCUAGUUGUAAAGCAAAAAUAUAUACAGUAUAAAAAGAAACAAAACAGCUUUUUUUUUAAGAAAAUCUGCCUCUGAAAUGUUAUGUCAAUAUAAUUUCUGUCUUUUUAGAACUAAAAGGCAACUCUAUUGGGUUACAGGUUUAAAAUAAUAACAGUUUCUGUUAAGAAGGGAGCUUUUACUCAUUUUUUUUCAGCAUUUAGCCAAAACAAUCAUCUUCAGAUUUAUGCAUAAAGAGGGAGAAAACCCAGACUUAAAUAAGACUGAAGCCAUAACAGCAAAUAUUUAACUGUGUGAGACACAGCAAUUUAGGUUUCCCUUUGCUUGUUUUUUUAUUUUUUAUUUUAUUUUAUUUUUUUAUUUAUUUAUUUUUUUUUGCAAAUAGAAUAAACGAGCAAUGGAUAACAAAACAAGUAUGUAGAACUUUUGAUUGCAGAAGAGCAUUCCUUGUGUAUUUCAACGGCAAAAGUUGUUUCAAUUUUGUUGAAUUGCAGAAAAUCUUAAGUUGCAGAAAACAACAACAAUUAGCAGAGCAAAAGAUUUGACAAAAAGUGCAUUAAUGAAUAGAAAGAAACAAAUUAAUAAAAAAAAUAAUGAAAAUAAAUUGCUAUGUUAAAUGCUAACUAAUAAGCAUUCUCUUACUUGUUUCAGUGUCGCUCUCACACACUCCUGCUCUGACCUGAGCCUGCAUGUGAGAAGGGAAAAAAAACGUUUCAAAUAUUAAUUUUUAAAGAACCAACUAAAGAUGAUAUAAACAUUUUAACAUUUGAAGACCGACCUCCACUGUGACAUCCUUCCAAUCCACUCGUAUCAUAUAGAAAAUCAAGAAAGUGCAUUGCACUGACAUACAGGUACAGAGGCCUGUCCACAGCCCUGAGGUGAUACAGAGUUUCACAGUUUGAUUAAAACAAUUUUAAGUGUAACUUUAAUUAUUAGACUAUUCAAAAUAACCUUACCCUUAAUUCCUAAUUUGGUGGCAAACAUGAGUGGGAUUCCAACAGGAAACCCAAUUCCAUAAUAUCCCACAAUGUUGCAUAUGGCGCCUACUUUCUGCUUACCAGCUCCUCUUAUGAUGCCACCACAAGCAACCUAAUCAUGUGGAAGAAAAAAAAAAAACUUUUUAAAAAGGUAACUCAAGAAGCUAUGAAAUAUUUUUUUUUGUUUUCUUAAAAGAAAAAACGUACAGAUGUUGCAUCUAAGAGCAAGAACGGAACAUAGAAAGGGAUGACGUCUGAGACUCUUUCUCGGAUUUUCCUGAAAAAACAGAUUUAUAUUGUUCACAUUAGAGUAUAAGGGUCAACAUAACAUCCUAUAGUGCCACUGAUAUAAUCCUGGUUAAUAUGUAAAAGAACAGGUAAGCAAAGUUCAUCAAGUUAAAGGUCGGGAAGGUUGUUUAUUAUAUCAUUAAGUCAAACGCCAACGUUGUAUGAGUGACUGUCACUCUGGGAAGACAAACAUCAGAAAGUGUGAUUAAUAGAAGAAAUGAACUCACUCGUCGUUUGUGAAGACAUAAGAGAUGUGGUCCUUCAGGCCUCCGAUGAGUGAAGCCAUGCCCACAGACACCAACACUGGAGUAAAAAAA
Messenger RNA from Oryzias melastigma (Indian medaka), 4689 nucleotides. RefSeq names its product multidrug and toxin extrusion protein 1. Gene Ontology annotation, biological process: xenobiotic detoxification by transmembrane export across the plasma membrane. The transcript has 17 exons. Gene Ontology annotation, molecular function: antiporter activity; xenobiotic transmembrane transporter activity. The record is from RefSeq and is a predicted model, not a curated record. Gene Ontology annotation, cellular component: membrane. Bases 518 to 2278 code for a protein of 586 amino acids. Lineage: Eukaryota; Metazoa; Chordata; Actinopteri; Beloniformes; Adrianichthyidae.